Leptidea sinapis is the source of this 1462-nucleotide messenger RNA. RefSeq names its product UDP-glycosyltransferase UGT5-like. The transcript has 4 exons. Lineage: Eukaryota; Metazoa; Arthropoda; Insecta; Lepidoptera; Pieridae. The coding region runs from base 165 to 1232 and encodes 355 amino acids. The record is from RefSeq and is a predicted model, not a curated record. Gene Ontology annotation, molecular function: UDP-glycosyltransferase activity.
UAUUUCCACCUGGAAAAAGUCCCAAAAAUCUAAGAGAAAUAGAUGUGCAUAAUAUAUCAUAUGGAGUUUAUACAGAAAAUAUUGUGGAUAAAAAUUUUGCCAGAAGUGAUAUUAUUGUAGACCAGUUUGACCAUAUCGACGGAUUGAAUGCCAAAAUAGUACAAAUGCAAUUAUUUACAGAGGAAAUACGUGAUUUGGUUACUGAUAAUGAAAGUGCUAAAUUUGAUUUAUUAUUAUUAGAAAUGUGUGCAAGAGCAUCUCUGAUAUACUCGUAUCUAUUUGAUGCCCCGGUGAUACAAAUAAGUUCUUUUGGAAUGUGGACUGAUAUUGAUAAAACCAUAGGAGCACCCACACAUCCACUGCUUUUUCCAAAUUUAUUCCACCAGAAAUUAUAUGAUUUAUCUUUUUGGGAGAAACUGUAUGAAAUAUACAAAGAUUGGAUUAUUAAAUAUAAUUCAUUAAUAUUGGAAUCAAUAGAAAUGAGAGAUGUUCUUAAUUUAUUCGGCAAUCAGAUUCCCAAUUAUGACAUUUUGAGGAAGAAUGUCCAUAUGCUAUCAAUUAAUUCUCAUCCUAUUUGGUACGAUAGCCAACCGCUACCGUUAAACUUAAUUUCGAUGUGGGGAAUACAUAACAAAACUCAGAAGAUUCUUCCACAGUACGAUGUCUUAUGGAAAUGGGACAACGAUAAUUUUCCUAUUUUAUCAGGAAAUAUAAAGAUGUCGAAAUGGUUUCCACAAUCAGAUAUUCUGAGACACCCAAACGUGAAACUGUUUAUAUCACAAGGUGGUCUUCAAUCUAUAGAAGAGGCAGUACAUGCUGGUGUUCCUGUAAUCGGUAUACCAAUGUUUAUCGACCAAUGGUAUAACGUGGAGAAAAUUCGUCACCACAAAAUUGGCAUUAGGCUAGAUAUGGACACGUUGGAUCAACAAAAACUUAAUGAAUCAAUACACACUGUCUUGAACGAUGCCAGAUUUCAGAAUAAUAUUUUACGAUUCCGGUCUUUGCUGUCUGACCAACCUCAUAGUGGCCUGGAUCGAGCUGUUUGGUGGACAGAGUAUGUUUUACAUCACGGCGGAGCGAAACAUCUUGAAGCACCAUCAGCCCAUAUCUCUUGGGUUGAGUAUUAUGAUGUUCAACUAAUAUCAACAUUAAUACGUGUUUCUGUUUCUUUUAUUGUUAUUAUUUAUUGUUUUAUUGCAAAGAAUUUUAGUUUUAUGUUAUUUAGUGAUUAAUGCCACACCUUGGAAAUAAAGCAUUCGUCUAGAGGCUCUUUAUGAAACGAAUAUAGUUUUAAUGCAAUUUUAUCUUAUAAAAUGGCCUGAGACUUCUUUGCGCCCAUUUCUAUCAGGUCUAUGGCAAAUGGUUCCGAAUUGUUGUUAGUUUUUACUUUCAAGCUAUGACGUAAUUGAAUAAAACUAUUCAUCUUGUAACAUCAAGAUGAUUUUUUAUGGGAUAUCCCUUG